Molecule: messenger RNA, 2323 nt
Organism: Microbotryum saponariae
Lineage: Eukaryota; Fungi; Basidiomycota; Microbotryomycetes; Microbotryales; Microbotryaceae
Source: the annotation of a GenBank genome assembly
AUGGGAUUCCUCCAACGACUCGAAGUCUCGCGACCUGAAGGACACGAGGGUGGUGACUCGUGGUAUAGCAACGAUGAUCUCCUUCCCGUCCCCCCUUCGCAACGCUUGUGGAAGAACUGGUACGUCGUGACCUACCGCGUGUUAUCCUCGAGUUCGGCAUCGAGUGGCACGGCGCUCGGUGUCGCUGACACGCGCCGAGCUCCGUGACCGCCGGGGAAGGGCCUACGAUGUAGAGCGGGCAAGGCAGACUUUCCUUUCGGUUACCAAUCACGCUCGAUCAUGGCGGGAAAAGGCUGACGUUGUGGUCCAUCCCAUCCUUCGCUAACAUCAAUAGGAACUACAUCACUUUCUGGCUCGCCGAUUCGUAAGUCGACGUGCAAUCCUGCCUCCCGUCGGCAAGCGUAACCCGAGGCUGACAUUUUUGGAACCAAAAAAAUUAAAAAUCCCCGUUCUACGAAAAUCUCCAUCCGCUUCCCGCUCCCCCUUUCGAUGGUUCGCGCAGAUUCAAUCUCAACUCGUUCAUGAUCGCGUCUUCCAUCGUCGGAUCCGGCAUGAGUUGGUGGGCGGCUUGGUUGACCGUUUGGGUGGGUUACUCGGUCGCCGCCGGCUUCUUGGUCCUCAACGCCUACGCCGGUGCCAAGUAUCAUAUCAUCUUCCCCGCGUACAUCCGGGCCAGCUUCGGUACACUCGGCGCUCUCUGGCCCGUGUUCAACCGCGCCGGCAUGGCCUGCAUCUGGUGGGGUGUCCAAGCUUGGAUCGGUGGCGAAUGCACGUACGCCCUCCUCUGCGCGAUCUGGCCCUCGACCCGUAACCUCUCCAACACCCCCUUGUCCUCGACCGACGUUGGUCAAUGGCUCGGCUUCUUCCUGUUCUGGCUCAUCUCGCUCGUCCCCAUGUGGUGGCCAAUGCACACUAUCCGUCACUUCUUCACCCUCAAGGCUAUCGUCGCCCCCAUCGCCGGGUUGGGCCUGUUCGGAUGGUGCAUCGCUCGAGCAGGAGGUGCUGGUGACGCGCUCAAAGCCCCCACGACGAUUCACCGCUCCAAAUUUGGCUGGCUCUUUGUCGCCUCGACCAUGUCUUGCAUCAGCAACAUGGCGACGCUCAUCACCAACGUAGGUAUUCCUUGUUCCUUAUUUCUCGGGCGGGAGGUCUCUUCUCCGAUCAGGUGCUGACUUGAAUCAUACGCAUCUUAACAGGCCGUUGAUUUUGCUUCGCGUGCAAACACGCCCAAGGCCGUCAUCGUCCCUCAGCUCAUCGCAUUGCCCGUGUGCUUCUCGAUGGUCUCCCUUUUCGGUAUCCUGAUCGCUUCGUCGACCAGUGAGUCUAGCUUCGCGUGGGCGUUGCUGUGGCUUCGGCGCACACCGCUGACGCCCCUCCCGAACACCUUCUUUUGCUCAGCCGUCAUCUUUGGCGAAUUCGUCUGGAGCCCUCUCGACAUCCUCACGCGCUUCCUCGACGAACCGGGAGCCUCGCACGGUACCCGCGCAGGUGUCGCAUUCAUUGUCAUUGGUUUCAUCAUCGCUCAGAUCGGUACAAACAUUGCUGCCAACUCGCUCUCCGCCGGUUGCGAUUUGACCUCGCUCGCGCCUCGUUUCAUCAACAUCCGACGGGGUGGUUACGUCGCUGCAAUUGUCGGGUCAGUGCUUCAAUCACCUUGGGACUACUUCUCCCCCGGCUUCCCGUUCUCGAGCUGACCCAUGCAACCUUCCUCGACCUCGUCCAGUCUAUGCAUGUGCCCGUGGAAGUUGUUGGAGAGCUCGAACCUGUUCACGUCGUACCUGUCGGCGUACUCGGUCUUCCUCUCGUCGAUCUGUGGUGUCAUGCUUUCGCACUACUACAUUGUCGCCGGCCGUAAGCUCAAGAUCGAUGAUCUCUACGUUCGCUACGGCGUGUACGAGUACUACCACGGCUUCAACUUGCGUGCUUACGCGGCUUACAUCGCCGGUAUCGCCCCCAACUUGCCUGGUAUGUUAUUCAUUUCCACAAGUGGGUUGUCAUCGGCCUAAAAUACUGAUCUCUGUCCUCUCUUGCUUCCUACUCAGGCUUCAUCGGUGCCGUUGGGAAACCCGCGGCGCCCGCCGCUCGCCACAUCUACGAGCUGUCCUUCUUCGUCGGCUGCGGUGUUUCUGCGCUCGUCUACGUCCUCUUGUGCAAGGCGUUCCCCUUGCCCGAAAUCACCGACGACGAAGCCAACACCGUCACCGUGGGUCGUGAGGCCGCCGAAUUGGGUCUUGGCGGUAUGAGGGAUGGCAGCUACUAUAGCGAGAAGGACGAUUCCAAAUCCGAGGAGUAUGGAACCGUCAACGUUGCUCAGGUCGUCUAA